AUGGCUGCGAGAUUCCAAAUGAAUACAAAACGUUUAAUAUCCAUUUUAAAAAAAAGGAAAAAUGGAACCUUCCCAUUUUUACAAAAAUAUUAUAUUCACAACAUACCCAGAAUCAAUACCAUGAAACAUAUGAACAUUUCAGAUCUUCGAAGAAAUAUUGAAGUGUGUAAUAAAAAAAAUGUUAAGAACAAAAAUGUGUGGAGUAAUUUUUUAUAUAUUAUUAUAUUAAAAUUAUUUAAUAAAGAAAUAAAAAAUUAUGUGGAUUUUAUGAUUAUUUUAAAGUUUUUAAGCAAAUAUAUUAAGAUAGAAAAAAAAGUAUUACUUUAUAUAUGUGAACAAAUUGAACACGAAAUUUAUAAAUUUACAACCAGAGAUUUAACUUUAUUAAUACUUAUAUUAAGAAAAAAUAAUUUUGAUAAUAUUUAUUAUAUAAAUCUUAUUAGUAAAUCUAUAUUAAUGAAAAUGAAUAAAAAUAUGUCUUAUAAAGAUCUAGCUUUAAUUAUUUAUAGUUUAAGUAAAAAUAUAUAUUUAACAGAUGAACAAAUAUAUAAUAAAGAAAUAUUUAAUUUUUCCAUAUUAAAAUUUGAAAAUUAUUUAAAUAAUAUUAAUGUUAAUCUUCAUUCUUUAUCUUUAUUUUUCUAUUCUUAUAGUGUAUAUUUCAUCAACAAUAAUUAUUAUUAUUAUUAUUAUUUUCAUUCAUUCUUUAAUAUUAUUACAAAAUUUAUUAAUAUUAUAAACAAAAAUAUACAUUUAUACAAUUCCACAGAUUUAAUGUUUUUAUAUAUUGGAUCCUUACACAUACAUAAUAUGUGCACACCUAAUCAUGUGGAUCAAAAUAAAGAAGCAACAAAUAAUCAAAAGGAAAAUAUUAAUUAUCAUAAUGAUAAUCAUAACAUAUAUUUAAAUAUUCAUAACAAUUGUUAUGAUGACCGUUUGGGUUCAAAUGAUUAUUUAAACAUGACACAUUAUGAUAAAGGUGAAUACAAUCAACACAAUAAACACAAUAAACACAUUCAACGUAUCGAUAUAAAUUGCACCGAAUCAAAUACUAACAACCAACAGCUUAUACAAAUAAAAAAGGAUGAAAAAGAAAAUAAAUUAAUAACAUAUGAUAAUUCUAAAUAUAAUUUGUUAAAAGAUCCCUAUAAACAUAAUAUUCUUACUAAUAAUAAGAUAUCAAACAAUUACACAAAAUUAUGUAAGACGUAUGAUAACACACCUGUUAAAAGAGUUCAACAUAAUAUUGUAGAGAAAUAUGGUGAAAAAAAACAAAAUUUAAUUAAAAAUUUAAUAAUAAAUAUAAAAAAAACAAUAGAAGAAAAAUUAUCUUCUUUUAAAAUACAAGAAAUUGUAAAUAUAUUAUUUGUGUCAUUAAAUAAAAAUAUUAUUAUUAAUAAGAAAUAUUUUCAUUUUUUAAAUCAAGAUAAAAUAAAUAUACGAAAUUAUAUUAAUAUUUAUGUAAAUAUAAAUAAAAUAUAUUUAAAGGAUGAAGAAGAAAAAACUUCUCAUUGUAUCCUAAAAAUAAAAAAUGAUAACAAAAAAGAUAUAUUAUAUCAUGAUCAUAUGAAAUUUUUAUAUAAUUUAAUGAAUGAAAUUAUAUAUAGAAAUGAUUUAUUAAAUUUAAAACAAAUCAUAUUAUUACUAUAUGCUUUGAAAUUUAAUAAUUUUAUGUUUUUACAAUUUGAAAAAAUAAUUCUGAAAAGAUUUAUAUGCUUACCAAAAAAAGAAAUACAAAAAAACGGAAAAGAAGAAAUCAUGUUUUUAUAUCAAUAUUUAUUUGUAAGGACAUGCUUAUUUAAUGAAUUAAAAAAACAAAACAAUCUUUUUAUAUCUGAAGAUCAAUAUGAAAAUUAUAUUUAUAUCUCGGAAAAAUAUAAUGAGUCUGCUAAAUUAUAUAAUUCAUAUAACAUGCCAAAUAAUCUAACAGAAAAAAAUACUAAUCAUCAUGAUGGUAAGGAUAAUACAUUGGCUUUAUAUAUACAUGAUGAUCUCUUUUAUAUGAAUAAAAAAAAAAAAAGGGAUAGAUACAAAAUUUAUUUAUAUGACAAUUUUAUUUUUAAUUAUCCAGCUUAUUAUGUAGAACAAAAAAAAAAUCACAUUGAUCACAAUGAAUCUGUCAACAAUUUUGAUAAUAUGAAAUCAUUUAUACAAUUAAAAAAAAAAAAAAUAAAUAAAAUAAAUAACAACAACAACAACAAUAAUAAUAAUAAUAAUAAUAAUAAUAUAUAUAUAGAUAAAAAUAUCCAAAUGGUAAAUCAAAAUUAUUCUUGUACACAUAAUAAUGUAAUAAAAAAUGAAACUAAUGAUAUUUAUUCUAAUUCAACUGUACGAAACGAACAUACAAAUGAUAAAGUAAUAUUGAACAAUCCUGUUUUUUUUUAUAAUAAAAAAUUAAAUGUUAUUGAUUCUAUCGAUUUUGAAUAUGAACUUACAUGUUAUAAUUUAUAUUUAGAUAUAUAUAAAAUAGUUUGUUUAAAAUUAUUAACUUUAUUAAAAAAUCAUAAACUAUCAUAUUUACAAAGCAUAGAUAUCUUAUGUAUAUAUGAAAAAUUAAAUAUAAGAGAUUAUAGAAUUAUUAAAUAUCUUUAUAAUUUAAAAAAAGAACUACUAUAUUUAGAUAAUACAUAUUUAUUAAAAGUUAUAAAUAUUAUCGUAAAAUUUAAUCUCUAUAAUAUGAUAUCUUAUUUACAAAUUCAUAAAAUACUUACCUUUAUAAAUUAUAAUAAUAUAAAUGAAUCCAUACAAAUAUUAAAAUUAAUAGGUAUGGUAAUAUCUGUACAUAAACAUAACAAAUUAUCGCCUUUUCAUAUGAAUAACCUAAAUGUACAAAAUGCAGCGAAUUAUUUAUUUAAAAAUUUAUAUAAUCUACAAAAUAUACAAGAUUUAAAAAAAAUUGAAAUGAUGAAUGUGUAUGAUAAUUUAACAUUCAAGUUUUAUAAAUUAUUUAAAAAUAUCUUAUCCAUAAAUGUAAAAAGAUAUUUACAACAUUGUAAUAGUUAUAAUAAAUAUGAAAUAAAUACACACAGAAAUAAUCUUAAUCAAAAUGAACAACAUAAAUAUAUACACCAUAAUAAUGAUCAUAAUGAUGAUCGUAAUAAUGAUAAUAAUAUUAAUAUAAAUAAUCAUUAUAAUAAGGUUGAUGAUGAUGAUUCUUCUUCUUCUUCUUGUUCUUCUUCUUAUUAUUAUUAUUAUUACCUGAACAAGUCAGGUAAAAAUUUGGGAAAUAUUAAUGUACAAAAUUUGGAUGAUAUAAAUAUAAAUAAAAUAAAAGGUAGAUCAUAUGAAAUUAAAAAAGAUAAAAUUAAAGACAUCGGAUAUAUGAGAGUUACCAAGUUUUCAGAAUUAAUGAAAAGUAUGAAGAUGAUGAAUUACGAUGAGCAUUUUAAUGAUGAAUAUAGAAAUGUGUGUGAUGAGAUAUAUGAAGAUUUAUUUUUAAUAUAUAAUAAAAAUAUACAAGUAUAUAAAAAUAUAAAUAUAUGUAAUUAUACAUUUCCUAUGGCAAUAAAUUUGUUAACAUUAAAUAAUGAUGAGAACAUAUUAAUAAAUAUAAACAAAAGUGAUGAUAAUAAAAAAUUAAUAAAAGUGGAUAAAAAAAAAUUCCUUAUAGUAGAUAUUUUAUAUAAUUAUGAUUAUUAUUAUACUUUGACUGAAAGCAAGUUGGAUAAAUUAAAAGAAUAUAAUAUAUAUAUAUCAUAUUAUAGUAAUCACAUAAAAAAGAAAAAUAAAAAAAUAUUAAAUUAUAAAAAAUAUGCCUUACUAAAAUUAAUUAAAAAAAGAGGAUUUAAUUACAUUUGUAUUGAUGCAGAUACAUAUGUAAAAAAUAAAAAAGGCAAGAGUAAAGAUCUUUCAUAUGAAAUAAAUAAGUUAUAUAUAAACAAUUUAAUAUUAGAUAUAUUAAAAAGACAAAAAAAAAAUCAUACACACACACAAAAUAGAACAACAAAACAAAUAAAAAAUAUAAACAUAAAAAAUAAUUUAUUAUUAUAUCAUCAAAACAAAAAAAAUGUAAAGAAAAUAAUACAGUUCAAAAAUUAUAAAUAUAAAAUUAUGAACCUUCCAGAUCAACCUAAUCAUUAUCAUAAUAAAAGAAUUAAAUAUAUAAAGGAUAAAAGUUCGUUAGGAAUUAAUUAUAAAACAAAAAAUAUUAUAGAAAAGCAAAAAGUUUCUACAUCUAAUCAUUUAUCAAAAUUGAAAAGAAUGUUUUCGUUAUAA
This is a messenger RNA of Plasmodium reichenowi, 4212 nucleotides long. RefSeq lists its product as hypothetical. Lineage: Eukaryota; Apicomplexa; Aconoidasida; Haemosporida; Plasmodiidae. Bases 1 to 4212 code for a protein of 1403 amino acids. The record is from RefSeq and is a predicted model, not a curated record. The transcript has a single exon.